GUACUGAAAGCUAAAUCAAAGAUGACGGUUCUGGACGAGGUCGAUAUUAUUGUGUGUGGAGGUGGCAGUUGUGGUUGUGUCGUUGCUGGGAGGUUUGUCUAUUCCUCUCCCGGCCCCCUCCUUGUUAUGGGGUCGGAAUAAGGUAAGAAUAAGGUUAACUCUAUUGAACAGAUUAGCAAACCUCGACCAUAACCUCCAAGUACUCUUGAUCGAAGGCGGAGAAAGCAACUUGAACAACCCAAAUGUCUUCCGCCCUGGAAUUUGUAUAGGGACAUACCUCGCUUAAGUCUACCGUCAUUAACUUUACUUCUAGAUCCCCGUAACAUGAAAUUGGACAGCAAAACUGCGUCCUUCUACUACUCUCGACCAUCAGAAUGGCUUGGCGGUCGAAAGGCUAUUGUGCCUUGUGCCCACAUUCUCGGAGGAGGAUCAUCCAUUAAUUUCCUCAUGUACACGCGUGCUUCGGCGUCGGACUACGAUGACUUCCAAGCGAAGGGUUGGUCGACAAAAGAAUUGAUUCCUCUCAUGAGGAAGCAUGAGACAUAUCAACGUUCUUGCAAUAAUAAGUAUGACCUCAGUUCCUAGAGCAUAAAGUGAUUUGAGAGGCUAACUUAUUUGUCCGAAGGGGUGUCCAUGGCGAUUCGGGUCCAAUCAAAGUUUCUUUUGGCAACUAUACAUAUCCUAUCAUGUCGGAUUUCUUGAGGGCAGCUGAAUCACAAGGCAUCCCUACGACUGACGACCUCCAAGAUUUGACUACUGGACAGUAAGUCAUGCCCACCUCUGAAUUGUGAUAUGUAUGUCAUAGGUAACAAAUUAAAGUGGUGCUGAGCAUUGGCUCAAAUGGAUUAAUCGAGAUGUAAGUUGCACAAAGGCCCUGUCUCUCAGAGUUGCUAACAAAGGUUAUCAGACGGGGCGACGAAGUGACUCGGCUCACGCUUACGUCCACUCCACACGCGCCGUCCACCAAAAUCUACACCUCCAAUGCAACACCAAAGUCGACAAAGUUAUAAUUGAGAACGGACGCGCUGUUGGUGUUCGCACUGUUCCAACAAAGCCUCUCCAUCCAUCCGUAAGUACCCAUCAUUCCCUUAGCUAAACAUUGUUGAUACGAGUCCCCCCAAGCAGCAACAAUCACGCACCUUCCGUGCCAGAAAGCAGAUUAUCAUUUCCGGAGGUACACUUUCGAGCCCAUUGAUCUUGCAGCGAUCUGGAAUUGGUGAUGCGCAGAAAUUGAGGAAGGUUGGUGUCAAGCCUAUUGUGGACCUCCCUGGUGUGGGUCUGAACUUCCAAGAUCAUUACUUGACUUUCUCUGGUACGUUAAGGACCUCUUCCUUCUGCAUUAUUUACAUAUUGACUCAGUCAGUCUACCGCGCAAAACCCGACACCGAGUCGUUCGAUGACUUCGUUCGAGGUGUUCCAGAGGUCCAGAAAGCGGUCUUUGACGAAUGGAAUCUCAAGGGUACUGGUCCUCUCGCCACUAAUGGUAUCGAUGCCGGUGUUAAGAUACGACCCACUGAGGAAGAGCUCAAGGAGAUUGAAUCCUGGCCUACACCACAUUUCAAGAGUGGUUGGGAUUCGUACUUUAAGAACAAACCUGACAAGCCUGUUAUGCAUUAUUCGGUCAUUGCUGGGUAAGCUUCGCUCUUCUCAUCGUUAAUAAGCGAGUUGCUGAUUAGGUAUAGGUGGUUUGGAGACCAUAUGUUGAUGCCGCCGGGAAAGUUCUUCACCAUGUUCCACUUCUUGGAGUAUCCAUUCUCGCGUGGCUCAACCUUUAUCAACUCGCCUGAUCCAUAUGAAGCUCCAGACUUUGAUGCAGGGUUCAUGAACGAUGAGAGGGAUAUGGCACCCAUGGUUUGGGGAUACAUUAAAUCCCGUACCUACCCCCUUUCCACUUCGACUCACUAAAAGCCAGCAACUGACAAAUCAACAGGUGAGACAGCUAGAAGAAUGGAUUCCUAUGCCGGUGAAGUCCAGAACAUGCAUCCCAUGUACGCCUACAACUCCCCCGCCGCGGCCCGCGACAUGGAUCUUGCAACCACCAAAGCCUAUGCCCUACCUGGCAACAUCUCAGCUGGAAUCCAACACGGCUCAUGGUCUCAACCCAUCGGCUCGGGUACCGACCCUAAAGCCACAUACCUUAACUCCAACUCCCAGCCCCUCUACGAGGACCUGAAGUACUCCAAUGCCGACAUCGAAGCUGUCGAAGACUGGGUGAAGAGACACGUCGAAACGACAUGGCACUCUUUGGGAACAUGCUCCAUUGCUCCGAAAGAGGGGAAUAGUAUUGUGAAACAUGGGGUUUUGGAUGAGAGGUUGAAUGUUCAUGGGGUCAAGGGGUUGAAGGUUGCGGAUUUGAGUGUUUGUCCUGAUAAUGUUGGGUGUAACACUUAUAGCACUGCGCUUCUGAUUGGCGAGAAGUGUGCGAUGCUUGUGGGUGAGGAUUUGGGGUACAAGGGGAGUGAUUUGGAUAUGAAGGUAGGCCUGGUUUUCUAUAACCCUUUCUAACUUACUUUGGUUUUCUGUUGUGGAUGGGCUGAUGCUGAUCGAUGAUACUAGGUACCCAAUUACCACGCCCCAGGUGAACUCUCGGCUAUCAUUACUUCGAGACUAUAAGUUGUUCGCGAAGACUAAGGGUCUGAUAGGAAGGAACAACUACUCUUGAUUCAGGAGAUUGCUUUUCGUGGAAGCAAAGGUGAUUUGUCAG
Molecule: messenger RNA, 2704 nt
Organism: Hymenoscyphus albidus
Lineage: Eukaryota; Fungi; Ascomycota; Leotiomycetes; Helotiales; Helotiaceae
Source: the annotation of a GenBank genome assembly